Molecule: messenger RNA, 838 nt
Organism: Scylla paramamosain (green mud crab)
Lineage: Eukaryota; Metazoa; Arthropoda; Malacostraca; Decapoda; Portunidae
Exons: 2
Coding region: 128-688 (186 amino acids)
Source: RefSeq, a predicted model, not a curated record
GGUGUAGUAGGUGUUCCCAGUGCCUGCGGGUAUUUGACUGUGGUAUAUAAGACGCGGCAAGCAUUUUUCCAGGCAGCAGUUGAUCUUAGUUCCUCCUAGGCUUCCAGUCACACAGUAAGACAGAAGAAUGGCCAAGGCAGCAACAGCAGCAGCGUGGUGCCUCGUAGUGCUGGCGGCGGUAGCGGCGCUGGUGGCGGCGGAGGCAGACCCCGGCCACCACCACGGAGGAAGGCGCUACUACAAGCGCCCCAGCUACUACAGCCAGAGACGCCCACACGGCGCCGCCCACGUCCCUCACUCCAGUCACUCUGGCGCUCACGGCCUUGCCUCCGUCAGCCACUCCGGAGCCACUCACGGCGUGCAUGACUCUCACUCCACCCUUGGCCUUGCCUCUGUCGGGCACUCCGGAGCCACUCAUGGCGUGCAUGACUCUCACUCCACCCUCGGCCACGCCUCCGUCGGACACUCCGGUGCCAGUCACGGUGUGCAUGACUCUCACUCCACCCUCGGCCACGCCUCCGUCGGGGUGCAUGACUCUCACUCCACCCUCAGCCAUGCCUCUGUCGGGCACUCCGGAGCUACUCACGGCGUCCAUAACACUCACUCCACCCUCGGCCACUCAGGCAGCCACGUGAAGGGCACCACUCACGGCGUGCACGGCGGCCAAGGCAAAAAGUACUACCACUAAUAGAACCAGGACCAGUGUCCUCCGGGACGCGUCCCUCCGCAGCACACAGGUGACGACCUCAGUUCCUGGUCUGGAUCUCCUCACGACUCAAGUCUACCUAAGCAGAUGUUGUUUUUAGUUGUUUUUUAUAAUAAAUAAUAUUGAACAAUA